Molecule: messenger RNA, 216 nt
Organism: Rotaria sp. Silwood2
Lineage: Eukaryota; Metazoa; Rotifera; Eurotatoria; Philodinida; Philodinidae
Source: the annotation of a GenBank genome assembly
AUGGGUCCGAUUCAUGGUAAAGAUUCAAAUAAUAAAUUUCAGCAUCUUCGUAUUUGUUUAUUCAAAACGGGUCGUUCUGAUAAAAAUUUGAAUGAAACAUAUGUAGAUUCGCCUGUUGUUGUUUGGUCUGAUGGAUCAAUUGGUAAAAAUUCAAAUUCCAAUGACGAUCUAAAUACAUUAAUUCAAUUGGGACAUAUUGUAAAUCAACAGCGAAAA